Molecule: messenger RNA, 618 nt
Organism: Acanthosepion pharaonis
Lineage: Eukaryota; Metazoa; Mollusca; Cephalopoda; Sepiida; Sepiidae
Source: the annotation of a GenBank genome assembly
AUGAUGAUUAUGAUCCCGUGGGCAGUUUUCUACACUCAAAUACCAUUCGGAAACUUACACGUUUGCUAUCCGGCAUGGCCAGACGCCGAAACAGAAAAGGCCUUCUUUCUCGGCGCUAUAUUCCUCUGCUGCUACACAAUCCCUCUCCUUUUGAUCAUGCUCUGCUACAUUCUAAUUGGAUUUCGUGUCUGGAACCGUGAUUCACCAGGCCUGUGCGACAGAUCGAAAACGAUAAUGAAAUCCAAGAUAAAAGUGGUCAAGAUGUUAGUCCUGGUAGUUCUUCUCUUCGCUCUUUCCUGGUUGCCAAUGUACAUAAUCCGUCUGCAUAGCUAUUUCUCUCCCAAGACGCGGGACAUCAAAUGGCUGAACGAGAUUGUCAUGCCGAUUGUCCAAUGGCUUGGUUUGGCCAACAGCGGUACCAACCCCAUCAUCUAUUGCUUCUACAGUAACAAGUUCCAGAGAGGCUUCAAAGCCAUGGUCAUGUGCCAGAAAAGUAUGUAUUAUCAGAGCCAGGAUAGGCGAGGAAUGACUACAAAGUACAUGACGGUAGAAUACGCGAGCGGUCAGGUGACCAUGUCUUUAAAGCGAAAAUCAACGAACAGUAAGAAUUCCUUGUAA